AUGGUGCGAUCAAAGCCGAAAAAACAGAAGGGCGACGAUGCAUUUCAGAAGCGAACCCAAAAAGUUGGGCGCAAGAAGCUUGCUCCGGCCACGGCAACACGCGCGGAGGUUCACGCGCGGACGUUGCGAGUCGCCACUUCCGCGACUAUUGGGCGUGCAACUGCCAGCAUCGGCACGGGUGACACCCCGUCUUCCCUCCACCAAAUCGACCAGGGGAGAAGCACAAAAGGCAAGGAAGGAGCGCUAUCUAAAUGCAGCUUCGCGGAGCUUCUUGCAAGUGCGAACCACUAUAAAACAUCCAACCGCGCGUCUGCGUUUGCGUCGAUGUCGCGGCUGUUAGCCCUUCAUGAGGCGGAAGAUAUUCAGGAACGCUCACGUUUCGAUCCGUUUGCGGGUUUCAUUUCUAUACGAAAUACCAAUGAUGGGGAUAAUGAUAGCACGAACACUACAAGUAAUCUGAGAAUUACCGGUGCUCAGACCCACAAGGACCAUACCCGCCUCCAUGAGGUGACAUCCCUGCAAAAGUUAAAGGCCUUUACCUCCGCGUUGGACGCGUUGACCGACACCGAGGAGGAGGUCCGACGUGCGGCCCUUAGCUGCCUGGGGGUUCUCCUCCGCCACCGGUGGCUUACCACUUCCUCCACUGGAGAUCCUUCACAAGGAGGGAGUUCCCCUCCCGGCCCUGUCGUGGGGGCCGCGGAGAUGGAUCACCUCCGCGCCAUCCUCCACACCAUCCACGUGACCCUCACCCACGCCCUCCGGCCGGUUCGUCUUGCGGGAGUUCAGCUUUUGGCGUUGCUGUUGGAGCACGGGGAGCCCGCGGCGUUGCGUCAAGCCGCCCGGGAGGUCUCCCGGGCGCAGCGACUCGUCCGCCCGCACGAGCCUCAGGAAGACGCCUCCACAAUGCCAAGAGAGGAGGGGGAAACCAAUUCGGACGCCUUGGAGGUGGAGACGUGGAUGCUGGCGCUGGUCCGCCGCGUUUCGGCGUUGGUGUUAUCUACCCCACACAUCCACGUUCUCGCACCGCUUCUCUCGGCUUUUCUCAUGUCCUUUAGUGGGACUCAAACCGAUUCCAUGGAUGGGGGGCUCCCUCUCGAAUCAGUACCGAACGAGGAAGCGGACGACCAUCUUGAUUCCACAGAGGUUGCUUUCUCCGCUGGCGGGAUGUUGUGCGCGACGCCCGAUUGGUGCCAUCCCGAGUUGGUGUUGGAUCUCUUCAAGGAGCUCCUUCCACAAUGGGCGAACGCGUGGAAAGAGUUGAUGGAGAUGCAGCUCGGGUUAUUUCGACACGAGGAGAAGCUUUCCGCCGCGGUCGCGCUUGGCGCCUCCUUUGCCGUUGUGCUGACCUUCUUGAAGCAAAAAGAGUUGGAACGCCGGGAUGGGGUGGCGGCACGAGGUGGGACCAACAACGACGUCGGGAAGAUCUUUUUAUCCAAGUUGGAUCUUCAGACGGUGAAAAAGCUGUUUUUCCAUAAGGUACCGGUCACCACUGCGGAGAUCCUUCGAAGAGAGCACCGCGAUCACGGCAGUGUGCAGUCGCGGUCACCACUUUCGAACCCAUUUUCGUGCUCUGCUGGAGCCUCCGGACAGGCUCGAUACAACCGAGUAGAUUUUGCUCUUGUGCUCGCUCAAGUCAGCGCCCCGCUUGCGACCCUUGAGGAGGGCUGGAAUAGCCUCUAUCAGUACUUCCAUACGGCCUUCACACCGGCCUCAUCUUCGUCCUCUUCUGCCUUCCCUCGGAAGUCGGAAGUGCAGCUUUCCUCGCAGCAUUUACUUUCUUCACUUGAGGCUUAUCUUCUGACGCUACGUCUUUUUCCGAAUCUCAUCCACAUCCCAUCAUCGUGUUUCAUCCCAACAGAGGGUUUUGAGGAUAACGAGAUCGAAAUCCCAGACGAGGAGGGGAAACAUACAGACGACGCCCACCCGAUCUCCACGGCCGGGCUAUCCCACAAAGUCGUCAAACAUCCAGUGCGACCUCGGAGAUCCGCUGAUCGGGUAACGGAAAAACUCCUCCCCUUCGCGCCGCUCCUCUUCCGGGCGGUUGUACAGCAGAUUCAAGACCACCUACAAGCGGGGGGUGCACAGCGCCAUCGGGCCCAUCAUUCCAAGCGUACCGUAUCCGAUGACAAAAAGGAUGCCUUUGUGUUGAAGCUGUUGAACUACGUAACGGCUAUUGUCGUGCGUCUGGCGCAGUUCCCUCUGCUAUUGCCGAGCGGCGACGAGCACACAGACGUUGCGCGCCAUCGGCGAGGGGAAAAAGCAUUCAAUAGCGAAGCAACACACGACCGACAGACCGGGAAAGGAGACUUUGUGGCUGCUCAAGCGUUGCAUGAUACGUUUCUACUCGUGCCUCGACUCCUUUUUGCGCUCCGCCCACGGGAGCGUGUGGAGGAAGCCAGCGAGGAGAAUGAGCUCACCGAGGAGGACAAAUCGGAACGGAAUUUGGCGAAUGCGCAGGCGAGUCGCGGCGAUGCGGGGCCACGAACCGAGGGGGUUUUGACCAACUAUCCUGCUGCUGUGGACAACGUUGUUUAUCAGCUUCUUCGCGUCGUGUGGUUCAUGAUAAGCGCAGGGCAUCCGCUUUUUUCAGAAGACGGUGGCGCUUCGGACACGUUUUCGAGGUUUCUCCCUACGAUGAGAGCAGGGUUGCAGGCCCUCUUUGUAGUUCCAGAUGGCUCCUCCGGCAGUACAGUCCAUAAAGGGGUGCUGUCGAGAUGCACUGAGCGGACGGUGGAGCUGGCGCAGCAUAUUUUAUUCUACCUUAAUGUCCGAGACAUAGAUAAGAUGCAGUUGCUCACGACGAAAGAGACGGAUGUGGAUGGCGGAGGUUCUGAUUCUGAAGAAAGGGAAAGGCAUUCCCUGGACAAUACCGCGCGGCGUCCUACGAUGUCCACUAUCGCAGGCAUGGCGGAUAUCUUAUUGAUGCUGCCUCCAAUACUAUCAGAGGCAUCCUAA
Messenger RNA from Phytomonas sp. EM1, 2955 nucleotides. The record is from the annotation of a GenBank genome assembly. Lineage: Eukaryota; Euglenozoa; Kinetoplastea; Trypanosomatida; Trypanosomatidae.